This is a messenger RNA of Malassezia pachydermatis, 447 nucleotides long. RefSeq lists its product as hypothetical. Lineage: Eukaryota; Fungi; Basidiomycota; Malasseziomycetes; Malasseziales; Malasseziaceae. The transcript has a single exon. The record is from RefSeq and is a predicted model, not a curated record. Bases 1 to 447 code for a protein of 148 amino acids.
AUGAGUAGCGACACUAGCCCGAGCGAAUGCUCACUGGAAGAGCUCAUUUCAACGAUGCAGCCUACCCUGCAAGGCCCAGCUAUGGUUUUUGUGACUUUGCCUCCGGGGACGCAAUGUCCUGCCUACGUGCAGCCUAUCAUGACGUUUCGUGAAGUAGAGGGACAAACAUUGAUUCUUACAGCUGCUGAGGCACAGGAAGCGGGCUUGCCUAGCACCUAUGUCUGCCGUAUGAUUACACUCAACGUGCAUGCAUCGCUGGAAGCGAUUGGCUUCCUUGCAGCUAUUACCGCUCGUCUAGCUAAGGCCAAGCUCAGCGUGAAUCCCGUCUCGGCGUAUUACCAUGACCACCUAUUCGUGCCACAGGAUCGGGCGCAGGAAGCCCUGAAUAUCCUGCGAGAGAUGGCUGCCACGGCCCAGCAAUCACUGACGAGCAGCUCCAUGGCAUAA